GACACAAGGACAGUUAAUUGACCGUCGCCUCACUCGUACAGCAAAGCAGCCCUCGAAAGCAAAACCCUUGCUUGAGACACCGGCGGCGGCUUCUCUUCGUCACCAUGACCAAAUUUAGGAAGCUCGGCCGACCCGCCGCUCACCGCGUCUCCAUGCUCAAGACGAUGGUUUCGCAACUGGUGAAGCACGAGCGCAUCGAGACCACGGUCGCCAAGGCGAAGGAAAUCCGACGACUUGCCGAUAACAUGGUGGAGCUUGGAAAAGAGGGUACACUUCAUGCUGCACGCAGAGCUGCAGCCUUUGUUCGUGGUGAUGAUGUUCUUCAUAAGCUGUUCACAGAGCUUGCUUAUCGCUACAAGGACCGAGUAGGUGGAUAUACAAGAUUUCUUCGGACACGCAUACGAAUGGGGGAUGCUGCACCAAUGGCUUACAUUGAGUUUGUUGACAGGGAGAAUGAGCUUAGAGAGGCCAACUUACCAAAGCCACAGCCACCUCAGAGGACCCCACUUGAUCCAUGGGCAAAAUCACGUGCUAGCCAACAGUGGGCCUCUCCUAAAGACAAUUCAAAGUCUGGAUAAAAAAACUAGUCGUUUUAUUUCAUUUUUUGUUAGCAUUUAUGCACAACUUUGAUAUACCUUGUUAUGUUGCAGACAUUUAUGGGCAUUCAUGUUACUGUCUGUCAUUACUAGUCCUUAAAAUCAAAGGGAUAUUCAUCCAAUCUAAUCUGGGUACAAGUUGAUACACAUGAGCUUGUAAUAUGGUAAAUAAUAUGGCAUGUAAAUGUUGAUGUCCAACUUUAGUAAUUAUUUUGGUUGUUGCCUUAUAG
Molecule: messenger RNA, 826 nt
Organism: Zingiber officinale
Lineage: Eukaryota; Viridiplantae; Streptophyta; Magnoliopsida; Zingiberales; Zingiberaceae
Product: 50S ribosomal protein L17-like
Exons: 6
Coding region: 105-578 (157 amino acids)
Biological process (GO): translation
Cellular component (GO): large ribosomal subunit; ribosome
Molecular function (GO): structural constituent of ribosome
Source: RefSeq, a predicted model, not a curated record